AUGGAGACACAGCUAGAUCCCAUGAAGGAUGACUUGCCCUUAAUGGCCAACAUUAGCUACAUGCUUGUAAAGCAUUAUAUAUUGGACUUGGAUGUGGAUUUUCAAAGUAAAGUUAUCGAAGGCACCAUAGUUCUAUUCUUUGAGCCUGGGAGCCGGUACAGGAAAACCAGCAGCACUGGCAAAGGUGGCUGCCAGUCACAGUUUGAUGAAACCGGUAAAAUGAGGGCAUCUGAAUCCUGCCGCGUUCCUGAGACAAAUGUGAGUACCUCUUCAUCUGAAAUGGAGUAUAAUGAUUCUGCUGUCUGUGGUAAAGGUGAAGAAGAUACUUCUGAUAAAAACAGUAACCAUAGCAACGAAGAACAGGCUUCUGGGAUUUCUGGUUCAAAGGACUGUGGUGACAUAGAGAAUCAUGGGAACAAGGAUUUUCUGCUGGUAUUGGACUGCUGUGAUAUAUCCGUGCUAAAGGUUGAGGAGGUAGAUGUUGCUGCUGUAUCGGGCAUUGAAAAAUUCACAAGAUCUGCCAAGCUGACUGAUGUUUCAAAGGAGCUCAACAAUCUCAGGAAUCAGAUUGUACAUGAACUUGUGACUUUACCUGCGGAUCGCUGGAAGGAACAGCUAUACUAUUUUACUCGCUGCAGCCGGGCACCUGGCUGUGGAGAGCUUCUGUUUACUACUGGCACUUGGAGCUUGGAGAUAAGGAAAUCAGGAAUUCAGACCCCAACAGACUUUCCUCAUGCAAUAAGAAUAUGGUACAAAACCAAACUGGAGGGAAGAUCUGUUACAUGGACUACAGACCAGAAUGGCAGGCCAUGUGUUUAUACGAUGGGAUCGCCAAUAAACAACAGAGCCCUUUUCCCAUGCCAAGAACCACCCGUUGCCUUGUCAACAUGGCAAGCCUCCGUCCGAACAGCUGCAGGCUUUGUUGUAUUAACGAGUGGCGAAAACUCAGCAGAACCGGUCCAACUUCAAGAAGGUAUCUUGAGCUGGUACUACUAUGUGACUAUGCCAAUGCCAGCAUCCACCUUCACUAUUGCUGUGGGGUGCUGGCAGGAAGUUAAACAGCAGUCCUUUGCAGCUGCUAUCCAGACAAACACUGAGUUUGCCUUGCCAUCUUCACAAGCUGAUUUCAG
Molecule: messenger RNA, 1130 nt
Organism: Balearica regulorum gibbericeps (East African grey crowned-crane)
Lineage: Eukaryota; Metazoa; Chordata; Aves; Gruiformes; Gruidae
Source: RefSeq, a predicted model, not a curated record